UACCAAACGGAGAGAAAUGCUAGAGUAUUGUUGAUUUGGCAUUUUGAUAUUUAUAUACAUUUAAUUGUAGAUAACAAACCAUAUUAACCUAGCUAACUAUCAAAAGGAAUUCGGUAUGGUGAACAUCCCCGACCCCUACCUGUCAGAGAAACUAGUGUGUGAUAUUUGGUUGGCUUAUGUGAAUAAAGGGACGUUAAUGGACUAUGUAGUUACUGUAAAGUUACUCACGUUAACCUGUCAAAAGCUAGCCGCAGUUAGCUCGACGGCUAACAAGCAAGUCAUCAACUCGCUUGCUAAACCAGUUCACGGAUCAAAUUCGAACAUUAAAAAACUCACACAUAUAAUGCUGCAUGUACUGUUGGUUUAAAAUGACGUUUGGCAAUAGACAUACUCAUUACGAGAGAAAAAAAAUGAAGCACAACGUCUGGUCAAAGUAAAAGCGCUAAUGUUAGCGUACCCAAAUGACGUCUCAGCAUGCGACGGUGAGGAGUUGAAAGACCCCGCAGUGUGUGGUGUUACCAUGCAGAUGCCAAACUUACAGUAACAUUAGAUACAGAAACGUAUCGUUUGUUUCGCGUAUUAUUUGUAGGUAGUAACAUUAUUUUACACAUCGAACAGGGACUGUGGAAUUUAGGAUUUCUACUAGUCUGUCUUCCCCUGAAGUACAGUACCAAGGCUCCUUUUCUUCAAACAGAGAUGUCGUGUUUUGGUGGUGAUCCCAACUUUUGCCCAGAGUGUGGGAACAUUCUUCCUCUUCCAGGAAUACAGGACACAGUCCGCUGCCCCCGCUGCUCCUUCUGCAUCCCUGUAGCAGAGUUCUCGGGCCAGGAGAUCCGCUCUACAGUCAUCUUCAACCCUGUGGAGCAGUCGUCGGUGGCUGUAGAGGACGAGGAGGACUCUGAACUGAAGGGACCUGUGAUUGACAGACGCUGCUCUCGUUGCAAUAAAGAGGGGAUGGUUUACCACACCAGGCAGAUGAGAUCUGCAGAUGAAGGACAGACUGUCUUCUUCACCUGUGUACACUGCAGAUAUCAAGAGAAGGAGGACUCCUGAGAGGAAAUCCAACUCGCCUUCUCCAUUCCUCUCCAUGCAUUUGCUCUCAUGUCUGCCAGUGUUGCUUUCAGAUAGUUGGAUGCUUUCUCAACACAUGGAUUGUAAAUAUAAGUUUGAAGGAGCAAAGACUCACUGCAGAGCAUCUCAGUGACUGAUCCUGAAGUAUUAGUAUUCACACUUUGAAUAAAGUUUGACAAAAUAGUUGUAA
Molecule: messenger RNA, 1261 nt
Organism: Siniperca chuatsi (mandarin fish)
Lineage: Eukaryota; Metazoa; Chordata; Actinopteri; Centrarchiformes; Sinipercidae
Gene: polr1h
Product: RNA polymerase I subunit H
Exons: 5
Coding region: 697-1053 (118 amino acids)
Biological process (GO): termination of RNA polymerase I transcription; DNA-templated transcription
Cellular component (GO): RNA polymerase I complex
Molecular function (GO): DNA-directed RNA polymerase activity; zinc ion binding; nucleic acid binding
Source: RefSeq, a predicted model, not a curated record